UGUAAACAUUCAACAAUUUCCAUUUUGCACAUUGUCAUUGUUAAUAUUUGAUGGUGCUUAGUUUAGAGAUUGAUAGGUGAAUUUGAACUAUGGCAAGGCCAAAAGAAAUGGUCCCAAACCAGGCUCUGGGAAGGGCAUUUCUAGAUCGGAGUGAAAGAGAACGGUCUCGUCUGAAACUGACUUUGGCCAAACAAAUGCAAAAAGAUAUUGGAAGAAUGCUAGAUGAAGAAAUUCACUCUGACUUAGAAAUUGUGGUUGGGAAUAGGGCCAUUCCUGUCCACAAAUUUUUCAUUAAAACCAGAAGUAAGCGAAUUUAUGAGCGACUUUUAGAACUGUCUGGUGGCGAGUCACAGAGUAGAUCCUUGACCAUGCCUUGCUGGUUAGACUAUGACACAAUGAUCAUCUUGUUUCAUCAGCUGUACAAUGUGAAUUCUGUGGAUGGAGAAAUUGACGAGGUAGACAUAGCAGCAGGCCACACUAUGGUGGACUACCUCCUGUCACUAUUGUCUGAGAAAAAGCCCGACCAGAGGGAGGGCUCUUCUGAAUCUGAGGAAGAGGAAGAGGGGGAGGGAGGCAGAAAGGAGGGGCAGGACAUGAAUGGGGAGGGAACAAAGUGGGCUGAACCUCCAGGAAGUGAAGCUGUUUUAAUGAAUGGGCUGAGCCAGGGAAUGGAAGAGUGUGAUAAAACGGUUCCUGGUGAAAAUGUGGAAGGAAAAGUGAUUAACACUGAAAACUGUGUGGAGGAAAAUGGCAUAUGGGUGAACAAUCAAAUAUCUGGUGAAUUAUCUUCACAUGUUGAUAAAAAUGGACUUGGUGAACAUGAACAUCAUAUGUCAGAAAAUGUAGACUCUGCACAAAGUGCAGCUGAUGAUGAUCUCAGAUUAAGUGAUGUAGAGGAUGUCGUAGAGGAGAAACAGAAUUUGUCGGAACUGAUCAAGAUGUCGUAUGACAUAACGGUGCCGUACGACACGUGUAGUGUUCUAGGAGAGGAUCUCCUACGUGGAUACUUACAGGACUUAGAUUACGAUUGUGUCAUCACUGUGUCCGAUGUGCAUUUCAAGGCUCACAG
Molecule: messenger RNA, 1069 nt
Organism: Saccostrea cuccullata (small rock oyster)
Lineage: Eukaryota; Metazoa; Mollusca; Bivalvia; Ostreida; Ostreidae
Exons: 5
Source: RefSeq, a predicted model, not a curated record